AUGGGGAAGAAGAAGAAGAGGGCUUCAAAGGUGUGGUGUUACUAUUGUGAUCGGGAGUUCGAUGACGAAAAGAUUUUGGUUCAGCAUCAGAAGGCUAAGCACUUCAAAUGCCAUGUCUGCCACAAGAAACUCUCCACUGCCGGCGGCAUGGCCAUUCACGUGCUUCAGGUUCACAAAGAAAGCGUCACCAAGGUGCCCAAUGCAAAACCUGGUAGAGAGUCUACAGAUAUUGAAAUAUAUGGGAUGCAAGGGAUUCCGCCAGAUAUCUUGGCCGCCCACUACGGAGAUGAUGAGGAUGAAGCUCCAUCAAAAGCAGCCAAAGUGGAUAUCCCAUCAACUCAGCUUGUAGGUGGUGUUGUCCCAGCACCAUUAGGCAUGGGAUAUCCUCAGUCAACCUUGGGUACUAUGCCACCUAUUUAUAAUCCAGCGGUACCUGUGCCUCCUGCCACUUGGUCAGUUCCACCUCGACCUCAGCCUUGGUAUCCGCAACCUCCAUCUGUUUCCACCCCUCCUGCCCCAUAUGUACAGCAGCCAUUAUUUCCUGUCCAGAAUGUGAGGCCACCUCUACCAUCAACUGCUUCUCCUGCCCUUCCAACUUCUCAAGUUGCUCCUCCUGGAUUGCCUCCAACAUCUGCUCCAGUUUCACAACCAUUGUUUCCUGUUGUUGGAAAUAACCAUACGAUGGCCCAAAGUUCAACAUUUUCUGCACCAUCACUUUCUACCACUGUUCCAUCUUCAUUGCCUUCAAGUACCUCUGCUGAUGCUUAUUCCAGUGCUAACACAACUUCGACAAAUAAUUAUCAAACACUAGGGGUUCCAGGAGGGACAUCAAGCAACUCGCAUUCUUAUGCUUCUGGUCCAAAUACUGGUGGACCUUCAAUUGGACCACCCCCAGUAAUUGCAAACAAAGCUCCUGCGACUCAACCAGCCACUAAUGAGGUCUACUUAGUUUGGGAUGAUGAGGCAAUGUCCAUGGAGGAAAGAAGAAUGUCCUUGCUAAAAUACCAGGUGCAUGAUGAAACUAGCCAGAUGAGCUCCAUUGAUGCAGCUAUAGACAAGAGGAUACUUGAAAGCAGGCUAGCUGGUCGAAUGGCUUUUUAGAACAAUCUGAGCCAUGUGUUGUCAAAUUUGUUCACUGCUGAUGGUGUUAGAACAUUAGAGUUUAUUUUCCGAGAUUCUGGUGCAGUUUCAUCAUUCUUUGCUUGGAGUUUCCAUUUACCAACCUAGCGGUGCUAUUCUUGGCAAAAAAAAAAAAAAGAAAAAAAGAAUUUGGAGACUCUUUUGUACCUGGUGGGGCGGGGUUAGUUAAGGUAAAAUGGUAUCUCAUAGAAAGUUGCAGGACGCCGGUGGUCUUCUAAUAUCCUUUUUCUCUCUUUUUUAGGCAUAGGGAAAUGAUACCUUGUAGAACAGAUGGCUCCAAAUCGAGUUUGGAAAUAUCAUUUCUAUGUCCUUUUAUAUGUUUCA
This is a messenger RNA of Prosopis cineraria, 1464 nucleotides long. RefSeq names its product protein SUPPRESSOR OF FRI 4-like. Lineage: Eukaryota; Viridiplantae; Streptophyta; Magnoliopsida; Fabales; Fabaceae. Gene Ontology annotation, cellular component: nucleus. The record is from RefSeq and is a predicted model, not a curated record. Gene Ontology annotation, molecular function: DNA binding.